This is a messenger RNA of Effrenium voratum, 1330 nucleotides long. The record is from the annotation of a GenBank genome assembly. Lineage: Eukaryota; Dinophyceae; Suessiales; Symbiodiniaceae.
GCUAACUCCCAGACCAUCUAAGCACUAAGCGGCUGAUUUUAAAGUGUGUGCGGCCUCUUGCAAGUAGCAAGGUCACAUCGUGGCUUUCGCUUGUUCUUCGGCCCGGUUUUCAGGCUUGGCGGGAAAAGCCAGCGAAGCCGUGCAGAGCUUUGCGCGUUGGGUUGGGAUCGAGGGCCGUGUAGGGCCUACGCGGCGCCUUUGAGAUGGGUGCCAGAUGUCAGAGAAGGACAAGGCGGCAGCAGGGUGCGAGACAUGGACGGACUUCCAUGAGAUGCUGAAGGAGGCGCAUCUUUGGGCACAAGGUCCGCACGAGAAGAGCAACUGGCUCAUGGACCGAGUGCUGGUGGGUGGUUGGCCCUUCCGCCUGCCCAAGGGCCGGGGCUCCCAAGGCGAGUCCCAGGAAGAAGGCCUGGCGAAGUUGUCCAGCAUCCUGGAGGCAGGCGUGCUGACCUUUGUCUCCCUCACGCAGAAAGAUGAGAUCCGUGGGAAGCAGUACUGCUACUCCAGCUUCCGUGCCCUCGCAGAGGCCAAGCACGCGGAACUCCUGGGCGUGCCGCGCCGGCGAGCCCGGCGAGGUGGCCGCGAGCUCCGCUUUCUGCAGUGCCCCAUGGUGGAUGGCGGAACUUGCUCGGACGAGCUGGUGAUGCAGCUGCUGCAGCAGUUGCUUUUAGAGCUGCGGUCCGGGCGAAGGAUCUACGUGCACUGCUACGGUGGCCACGGACGAACCGGCAUCGUCGGCUGUUUGCUGCUGUGCUUACUGUCAGGCGUCUCAGCCGAUGAGGCGGUGGCAAUCUUCAAUGACUUGCACUCUUUUCGUCUGGAAUGCGGCGUUGGCGGGCCUGGGCAGUUUCCCCACAGCGAUGCGCAGCUUCAGCAAGUGCAUCGCAUUGCAGAGCACAGGAAGCGCUUUGAAGCUUUGCUGCCAGCAGACUGACCCAGUUACUUUAUGCGUCGACUCCUUACCAGAGCAUCUUGCGGGCAAGGAUCAUGGCGGACAGAACGCUUGCGGAGUCGCUUUGAUAUGCCAAUGGCAGGGCGCCAUUGGGGCGAGGCCGUCAUUGAGCUUGCAAAACGGCACCUGGAAACUUGAUUCCAUGUGGUGACUGCAUCGUCGCGCCAAUGACCCGCUUGACAAGUUUGGCUGGGAAGCUGCUUCUGCUUGCUUAGGCGGCAUUUCCUCAAAUAGACGGCGUCAUAGACUUCUGGCCGCAGCAAAUCCAAGCCUUCCGUCGCGACUUGUUGGCCAGCUUCUCCAUGCUUUUCCCGUGCUACCGUGAACCAACAUUCAGACACACUGUUGGAGAGUGUCACGCCCGACCGUCACGCCCGA